AUGGUCUGGAAACAUUACAAAGAUGCCCCUGAAAUUGAAAACGGCACCCGUUUUAUUCGUGUUGAAAUGCCUGCACAUAUAAAAUCGCUGCCGUACGCAGUAAAAUUGGAAGAAAAUGGUCAAUACGUAAGACUAUUACACAGUAAUCAACAUAAAGUGUGCAACAAAUGCCUGAGCGAUGAUCAUUUAAUUUACGAGUGCACCAAAUACAGGUGCAAAAAAUGUCAAGAACUCGGACACACGGAACGGUAUUGUCCACAGUCGCGCUGCUUCAAAUGUAAAAAAACAGGUCAUUAUGCUCAUCAAUGCGAGAGUGUGGGUGCUGACUCCAUUGAAAACAAUGACAGUGAUAGAAAUGAAUCAGCGCAUGAGACAAACAUUAACACUAGCUCACCACCUAAUCAUGAUACAACUGAAAUUGAAUGCGAAACUACAACAUCGCGGGAUACAAGUGACGAACCUCGCGACGAACAUAUCACACCUGCACAGAAAUCGAAGGAAGAGAUUACCGAAAAAAUGGAAACUACAGAUACACAUAGCAAUCUUGAUCGCGCUUCCACCAAUGAAUCCGGCAACAGACAGAAACGGUAUCUUUCAAGCGAGGAAGCGAAUCUCGACAGCGAAAGAAACAACCACGGAAGCCCAACUUAA
Molecule: messenger RNA, 651 nt
Organism: Saccoglossus kowalevskii
Lineage: Eukaryota; Metazoa; Hemichordata; Enteropneusta; Harrimaniidae
Product: zinc finger CCHC domain-containing protein 10-like
Source: RefSeq, a predicted model, not a curated record